AUGAGCACACAGGCCGAAGCCCAUGAGGUCGACACCUUCCAUGUUCCCAAACCCUUUUUCACGAAAGGUCCUGGGAAAGCUCAUAUCAAGGACCUCGAUGAAUACUGGGCCAUGUACAAGGAGUCCAUUGAGCAGCCGGAGAAAUUCUGGGCAAAAAUGGCUCGAGAACUGCUGGACUGGGAAAGAGACUUCCAGACUGUCCGCACUGGCACUUUCACCAACGGCGACGCCGCUUGGUUCCUAGAGGGUCGCCUCAAUGCCAGCUAUAACUGCGUCGACCGCCACGCCAUCAAGAACCCCGACAAGCCUGCUGUGAUCUACGAGGCAGAUGAACCCGGGGAGGGCCGCGUGCUCACCUACGGCGAACUCCUCCGCGAAGUUUCACGAGUAGCCUAUACCCUGAAGCAGAUGGGCGUCAGGAAAGGCGACACUGUUGCCCUCUACCUACCCAUGAUUCCCGAAGCAAUCAUUUCGUUCCUCGCCGUUACCCGCAUUGGCGCCGUGCACUCGGUUGUCUUUGCCGGUUUCUCGUCUGGCUCACUGGCGGACCGAAUCAUUGACGCCAACUCCAAGGUCGUCAUCACUACCGACGAAGGAAAGCGUGGCGGCAAAUUGAUCGGGACCAAGAAAAUUGUGGAUGAGGCCCUGAAGAAAUGCCCCGAUGUCACUCGCGUGCUCGUCUACCAGAGGACAGGUGCGGACGUACCCUGGACGAAGGGCCGAGACUUCUGGUGGCAUGAAGAGACAGCGAAAUACCCCGCGUAUAUUUCACCGGAGCCCAUGGCAUCGGAAGAUCCUCUUUUCUUGCUCUACACAUCAGGCUCUACCGGCAAGCCUAAGGGGGUUAUGCAUUCGACCGCAGGCUACCUGUUAGGUGCUGCAGCGACCGGCAAGUACGUUUUCGAUAUCCACGACGAUGACGUCUUCUUCUGUGGUGGCGAUGUCGGUUGGAUCACUGGACACACCUACGUUGUAUACGCACCCCUCCUCCUCGGUGUCGCGACUGUGGUUUUUGAGGGCACGCCAGCUUACCCCAACUUCUCCCGCUACUGGGAUGUGAUCGACAAGCAUAGUGUGACACAGUUCUAUGUCGCACCCACUGCCCUCCGCCUGUUGAAGAGAGCCGGUGAUGAGCAUAUCCACCAUAAAAUGCACAAGUUGCGAGUUUUGGGCUCGGUUGGUGAGCCAAUUGCGGCCGAGGUCUGGAAGUGGUAUUUUGAAUCCGUCGGCAAAGAAGAAGCUCAUAUUGUGGACACCUACUGGCAGACCGAGACCGGCUCUCAUGUGAUUACACCGCUGGCCGGUGUGACGCCGACCAAACCUGGCAGUGCCUCACUCCCCUUCUUCGGUAUUGAACCCGCUAUCAUUGAUCCGGUCUCCGGCAAGGAAAUUGAGGGCAAUGACGUAGAGGGUGUCCUGGCAUUCAAGCAGCCGUGGCCCAGUAUGGCUCGAACUGUUUGGGGUGCACACCAGAGAUAUAUGGAUACCUAUUUGAAUGUGUACAAGGGCUACUACUUUACUGGUGACGGCGCCGGACGUGAUCAUGAAGGUUAUUACUGGAUCCGGGGUCGUGUUGACGACGUCGUCAAUGUCUCUGGCCAUCGUUUGUCCACCGCAGAAAUUGAGGCUGCCCUGAUCGAGCAUGACGGGGUCGCAGAAGCCGCCGUGGUCGGUAUCAACGACGAACUCACUGGCCAAGCGGUGAAUGCAUUUGUCUCACUGAAGGAUGGAGUGGAUGGCGGUGAACAGAUACGCAAGGACCUGAUCCUCCAAGUGCGGAAGUCCAUUGGUCCGUUUGCAGCACCAAAGGCCGUGUUCAUUGUCGACGAUCUCCCCAAGACUCGCUCCGGCAAGAUCAUGAGGCGAAUUUUGAGAAAGAUCCUGAGCGGAGAGGAAGACAGCCUUGGAGACACCUCAACCCUCAGCGAUCCUAGUGUGGUUGACAAAAUCAUUGAGACAGUCAAGUCGUCAAAGAAGAAGUGA
This is a messenger RNA of Fonsecaea multimorphosa CBS 102226, 1983 nucleotides long. RefSeq names its product acetyl-coenzyme A synthetase. The record is from RefSeq and is a predicted model, not a curated record. The transcript has 3 exons. Gene Ontology annotation, cellular component: cytosol. Lineage: Eukaryota; Fungi; Ascomycota; Eurotiomycetes; Chaetothyriales; Herpotrichiellaceae. Gene Ontology annotation, molecular function: AMP binding; acetyl-CoA synthetase activity. The coding region runs from base 1 to 1983 and encodes 660 amino acids.